CUCAAUCCGAAUCCAGAAGAAAGACCAGAUAUUGUUGAGGUAAGAUGCUGUGCAGAGUCUUUGCAGUGUCAAACAUUGCACUUGUUAGGCGUAAGAAUUGAUAACGUCCCUUUUUGUAGUCCAAUUUGUCAUUUCGAGAGGAUCAAAAUAGCCUUUUUCAUUCUGUAAUCAAGCGAAUCAGUUUGAGACCUAUUCGUUAGCUCUCUUUACAGUGGCAAGAAGUUUUAAUGUUCAAACUGACUGCACGGCAAAUAUAUAAUUGAACUGAAAUAUGUGAAAUGAAUCAUACCGGUAUUUUGAACUGCAGAUAAAGAUAUGAAAUUGAACAUGAUUCUCGCAGUUAAAUGAACAACCAAGGUGGUUAUUAAACACUAUUUUUUUUAACUUAAGGAAAACAGUUAACCGUUAUCCAUGUAGACCAAAACAGUGAUGUUGUUCUGAGAAUCUAGCCAGAAUGUUUUCACCCAAUUAAAAUGGUUAGUACACGUAGAAGCAAACUAAUUGAAAACUGCCAGUUCAAAAUUGUUAGUAAAUUUAUGUAUUUAUUUACUUUUCAUUAGGUUGCUGCUAACAUCAGUGAGAUCAUGCUGGUUUAUGUGGACAAGCUGCGAUCAAAUGAGAUCAGUUUGGAAAAGAAAUUGGAGAGAGAAAGGAAAAGAACGCAAAGGUUGGCAUUAGUUCUUUCAUAGAAUUGUUUUAACUCCUGUAAGUGAUGGUUUAAAGUUCAUAGUGUGCGAAUGCAGUGUCUAUCGAUAAACUGUAAAAUAAUUUAUUGAACCCGAUUGGCUGAGAGCAAUAACACAGUGCAAAAACGAGGAAAUAUACCGAAAUGCAAAUAUCUCUGAGAAUGGAGCACUGUGACUGGCCAAUAAACAAAUGAAAUUAACAAGAACCUAUCAGGUGUCGCAACUCACGCGCAAUUUUAACAUGUAUGAGUGGGCAGUAUAGUGUCUCGUGGGUGGCCGUUAUAAACAGGUUCCACCAGUUUUGACUGGUAAAUUUUUCAUUUUAUUAUUAAGGGGCAAUCAUACGACUUUUCUUGUUCAACUGGAAUGUAGUUGCACUUGUGUGUUUUUCAACAAGCCUAAAUUGCACGAGACCAAAAUUUUGUUAAGUUUGGAAAAACACACUCGUGUAAAUUAAUCCUUAAUUGAACUUGAAGUAGCAUGAUUACCUAUAUGCUUAUUGGACACUCCCUAGACCAGCUAAAGGUGUUGCAGGUAAUCAUAGGAAUUCGCUUUGGUGGUUGCCGCCUUGUAACGCUAUGUAUAAACUCUAGCAGUGAGAAAAGAAUGUGACCACGUGAGUUCACCUUUUUGGUUUGACAAACAAAGCCAUGUGACCUAAGUCGUCAACGUCUGGCGCUAAAAUCAACUGUGACGCGUAUCUUUGAAUUCGCGGUCUACCUGUUUUGGUGAUACUCUCGCGAAACAAGAGUUCGCUUUGUAAGAGCUGACCAUAUCAGUAACAAGGCUCUUAUCAAAUUUUGAGUAAUGGUACUCCCCCUUUUGUUGCAUUUCAGACAUUACAUCGAGGCGACUCGCAACAUGCAAAACUAUCACCGUCUUUUUUAUGCUUCACAAGAACGCUACGACAAACUGGUGAACUUGUCAAGUAGUGGAGGUGCCGCUGGCUUUAGGACCGUGGACGCCACAGAAGGCAGUGAUACUGUGUUUGAAGCUGCAAACGCUUUAGCUGAACUGAACUUAAACAAAAACGGCGUUCACAAGAAUGGAGAGACGGAGUAUACGCCUCAGGUGGACUCAGGGAUUGAUGUUGGGGAUAUUCUUGCAAAUGGGAACCUGGGUUCUAGUGCCCUAAACGGGGAACAAAAUGGCAGCUCAAAACCAGGCGGUAGCUCGUCGCCAGGCUCUACGAGGCGUCAGAGAACGUUAAAGCCUGUUGUUGAUAAGUCUAGUAAAGGAACAGGUGAAAAAUUUACGAGUAACAGUAAGGAAAGAGAUAAGACUUCGCAGAGCGUUAAAGGCGCAGAUAAAGCGUCAAAUGGUAGAACUAUUGUCGAUAAAACGAGUGCGAACACUUCCACGUCUAAUUCGCACGUUUUCACCGUACCCAAGCCUCCGGGUCCGCGAAAAGGCCCACGAAGGCAGCUCCACGUUGAAUUUGCUAGCAGCAGUAAGGCCGGCACAUCGAAUGGUACGAGCACCGGUGGCGUGACGCAUGGCGUGACACCAUCCGCGACUUCAGCGAGUGGUUUAAGUGAUAUUUCAUCCAGAAGGACACAAAGCAGGUUUGUCUGCAGUCUUCUUGCUAUCGGCAAGGUUAGGUUAAAGGUUUGUUCAUAUUGGAAAGUGCACUUCGCUUAUCCAGCUAGUUUACAGACACUUAACUCAAAUAAUUAGCAACAAAUAGUCCAAACAGGGCAUAACAGGAUUAAAAACCCCAACUGGCAGGAGGCAACCAGUUGGCUAUUUACAAGCGUGGCCAAGGAUUUGAACUCGGGACGACCGAGGACAAGUCCAGCAAGUGGUCAGAGCGGAACUCGUACCCAGGACCGCCGGAUUGCGAGUACAACGUUCUGAUCGCUUGGCCACGCUGCCUCCCUCUAAACAUUGUACAUCAAAAUUGGUGACAAAACGCAAGGUGCUACAAUAGCUCUGCUAUAAGACAAACGAAAGCUCAUGAAUAAGAAAUUUUCCCUUUUCUCGGACUUCUUGUUUAAACGGUCUUAUUGUAUUCUAGAAACCUUGCCUCGAGGAAUUGCAAUCGUAAAUUUAAUGUGUGUUUUUAAAUGUCAUUCUUUUUAUGGCUGAUUUUUAGUUCCUCCGUUGAGAUGCAAAGACGUCAAGCUGGCGGCCAACUUAAAGCAAGACCACGUACGUUUAGUUUCUCCUCUAAACAAUUUAACACGUUGUUAGCUAGCUUCAGGGAUUAGCCAGACAAAAACACGCGGUGAAGCGUCAUGCUUUUACCACCACACGCAUGCUAUCCAGUGUCUUUGGAGGGGUAGAGAACUACAAUCUUUUCUUCUCCUCCCCGCCUCCCCACACCAGUACUUGUGUAUAGGUCGAGGAUCAGAAGAGAACUUAAGUGCACACAGAUGGUCAUUAUAGUCAAUCAAAGAUAACACUUUUCUUUCGCGAUAUGAACUAGCAGCGAGAGACGCAUGCUCAAUGAGCAUCCUGUAUCGGAACAUGACAGACAAACGUUUUUUCCGGUGUGUUUGCGUCAUCUCGCUCUAUACAUGCUUUCUAUGGCGCUUGCGUUGCUCGUAUGAACCAAUCCUUAGUAGAACGAGCGCAACGUGCGAGGGCCUGGCGACGAUAUUACGUGAGCCUGAGUGUUAAACUCACUGGUAUCCCAAUAGUAGCCUAGUUGAUCCAGUGGUUAUGCUCCUUUAGAAUUAGGUGCAAAGGUUUCUUAAUUCUCCUGAGCAAUAAUAUGGUUUUAUUUUCAGCCACUGCUGCCGCCACUCUGAGUAUAUCUCCUCGUAAAGUUCGUCAAAUAAUUGAUCCCAUCUCACAGAUCCUCAAUCAACUUCAUAAAAUUAUCUUUAUAACGCAGGUAUGUCCACUUCAUUUAUUGAACGAGCUGAGAACAGAUAACUGCAAAACAAAAAUGAAAAGCGAUUCAACAAUAAAACGUCCGGAAAAAAUCUGAUUUUAACCGUUUUACUGGUCAUCAGAUAGUCAUUACGUUUAAGACUGGAAAUAUUUCUUCUACACUUUUUCUUCAACUCUUGUAAAGGAAAAGCAUCGCAGAAACAUUCUACUUGGUUACUACUCAGUAGAUUUCAACAAAGUUUAUAGUCGUUAGAAAUUUGUCCACAUAAAAACGAUUUCUAACGAAACUAUAUAUUAAAAAAUAAUAAAAUAAUAAAUUAAUAAAUUAAUUGAUUAAAAUAAUAAUGCAAAUCUUUGUAUUAUAGUGUGGCAGCGCUUCGCUGCCCUAGUUACAUUCUUGGACGAAAUAGGCGGAAUUAUUGGAAUAGAAUAGAGUAGAAUAAUUUAUUUAAUGUCGAAGACGUGGGAAGUGUUUGCACAAUCUUUCUUCCCCCUCCCUCCUCCCCUUGAUCAGGGAUGGGAAAAGGAUGCGUUUUGGCCUUCGCGGGGUUGAUCUUUGUGUUUUUCGAGAAGGGGGUCUCUUCAGUCCAUUUCAUUCUGUCCAAGAUUGUAGUUUACAGGCACUUCACGCAAUUUAUGCCAUCAAGCAAGUUAAAUCGUGAAUAACAGCAAGACAACUAAACGUAACAGGGUUAGAAACCGCAACUGGCGGGAAGCAACCCUUUGGCUAUUACAAGCAUGACCGAGGGGUUAAACUCGGGCUUUUGAGGAAAAUUCGAACCCGGACAUUGCCGGAUUGUCAUUACGUCCUGUGUGUGUGUGUGUGUGUGUUUUUUUUAAUUUUAAACGCUUCGAAUUGUUGUUAUUUUUGUCUCUUACAGUUACCUCCAACGUUAUCACCGAAUCCUCAGAGAAGAAUCGUCGAACAGUUCAAAAGAGCGUUAUUUUCACCUCAAAACAGCUAUUUUGUCAAUCUCAAAAGCGAAGUAAAAAAGGUAAGC
Porites evermanni is the source of this 4525-nucleotide messenger RNA. NCBI's taxonomy places the organism in Eukaryota, Metazoa, Cnidaria, Anthozoa, Scleractinia, Poritidae. The record is from the annotation of a GenBank genome assembly.